GGAAUUCCAUAAACCCGCCGUGGUUUGUAAACACUUUUCUCACACCACUCACCAAACUCCCUUUAUAAACUCCGCCCAUAGCCCUCCUUCGCAUCUCGCCGUCUCUCUUUUUGGAUUUCAGUUCUCAAGGAAUCAGUAACUGCGAAUCUCUUAAUCAGAUCAUCAUGGAAGGCACCGCAAGAAGACCCACUUUUAUUGAGGAAGACGAUGGUUUGGCUUCCCUUGCUGAUAUGGAAGCUGGGUUCUCAGGGAAUCAUCAUCUACCGCUGCUAAUGAAAUCAUCUUGCCUCAGUGCUUCAAUUAGAAGGGGUAGUUACAGAGUUCUUUCUUCUCCUACAAUGAGGUCUCCGAGAUUCUAUGAGAGUAAUAGAUUUGAGGAGUAUCAUCAGCCCCAUUUCCUUGAAGCUUGUUACCUCUGCAGGAAACCUCUGGGUGAUAACAGAGACAUCUUCAUGUACAGAGGUGACACACCAUUCUGUAGCGAAGAGUGCAGACAAGAGCAGAUUGAGAUAGAUGAAGCUAAGGAGAAGAACUGGAAUCUCUCUGCUUCUAGAAAGGCUGUAAGGAAGGAGCAGAAGAAAUCUUCUUCAACUCCAAGCAAAGCCCAGAAUUACUCUAUAAGAACGGGCACCGUUGCUGCUGCUUGAGAUUGCAGGAACGAAAUCGUGAAGAAAAAUAGCAAAAACCAUAAUUAUAGAAAGGAAAUAAUAGUAUAUAGUAAUUGAAGAGAGGAGUAUAUUAAAGUAUCUACGGCUUUUUAUGUAAGAACAGGGGCCCAGAUUCCAGAGAGAAAGAGAAGGAAGGAGAAAAAGGCCCCAUUUUGAGAAAUUUUUCUUCAAAUUUGUGUUAUAAUGUUUGUGAAUGUGUAUAAAAUGCUACUGAAAUAUGAGAUCUUUCGCUUCCAUCUCUCAAUUUCAAUCUGGUUUUGGGAGAGAAUGAAAGAGAAGCAUCAAGGGAUCUAGUUCUUAAUCAAUUUUGAAUGUUCUACUUGGUCUCA
Messenger RNA from Macadamia integrifolia, 997 nucleotides. Its product is annotated as FCS-Like Zinc finger 3-like. Lineage: Eukaryota; Viridiplantae; Streptophyta; Magnoliopsida; Proteales; Proteaceae. Bases 165 to 647 code for a protein of 160 amino acids. The transcript is spliced from 2 exons. The record is from RefSeq and is a predicted model, not a curated record.